Molecule: messenger RNA, 1403 nt
Organism: Panicum hallii
Lineage: Eukaryota; Viridiplantae; Streptophyta; Magnoliopsida; Poales; Poaceae
Product: probable F-box protein At2g36090
Exons: 1
Coding region: 289-1227 (312 amino acids)
Molecular function (GO): protein binding
Source: RefSeq, a predicted model, not a curated record
CUCUCAUCCUUCCUUCCUGCCAAGACCGAGACCGGCCGGUCGGGGCGCAGGAACACCUCGCUUUCCGGCCGUGAUCCGACCACUCACCCUCCCCACUAACCCAUUUAUAAACCAAGCAAGCCACUAGCUUCGAACCGCAUCAACGACACGCACAGGCCGCCCGGGAACAAAGCUCCACGGAUUCGCGGUCGCUGCAGCUCGCGGCGGAGGAAGAAAAAUUUUCGUCAACGGAGCUGUAAGUUUUGCUCCGUACAGGGUUCGAUCCCUGCGAUUAUAUCGUUCUCGUCCAUGGCCGCCGGGGCGAUGGACGCCGCCGCCGGCGCCGCGGCGGGGACGGCGACGGCAAUCGAGGACCUACCCGCGGACGUCCUGGCGCUCGUGCUCCGCCGCCUCGACGGCGCGUCGCUGGCCACCGUCGGGUGCGCGUGCUCCGGCCUCCGCGACCUCGCUGCCGACCCGGGCACCUGGCGCGGGCUCUGCCUCGCCGUGUGGCCCUCCGUCCGCGACGUCCCGUUGUGCGCCGGCGGGGGGCACCGCGCGCUCUUCGCCGACGCCUUCCCGUUCCCGGCCGCGCCCGUCCCGGCCGCGGCGCCGCGGCCCCUGCCGGCGCGCCUCAUCUCGGCCGUCGACCUGCACCACGGCGGCGUCUGCAUCCUGUCCCGCGUCGUGGAGACGGACGCCGCCUCCGACUGGUUCCUCGGCUCCCCGUUCCGCGUCGACGCGCUCGUGCAGGAGGGCUUCUCGGCGCCGUCCGCAUUCGCGCCCGCGGACCUGGCGCUGAGCUGGAUCCUCGUCGACCCGGCCACCGGCCGCGCCCUGAACGCGUCCAGCCGGCGCCCCGUGUCCGUGGACCGCAAGUGGCUCACGGGCGACACCGUGGCGCGGUUCGCCGUCGCGCUCGGCGGCGGCGUGGCCCUGGAGGCCGCCGUCGUCUGCGACGAGCGCUACGGCCACGUCCGGGAGGUGAGCCUGUGCGCGGAGGACGGCGACGGCGGCGGGGUCAGCGGCCGGGACGCGCUGGCCGCGGUCGCCGCGGCCAUGGCGGGCGCGAGGCGGGGCAGCCGCGGCGCGGAGGGCGAGGCCAGGCUGCGGUACGAGGAGUUCGUCAGGGGGAAGCGGGCGCGCAAGGAGUGGAAGGCAAGGCGGGAGGGCAUGCUCGACCUCUGCUGCUCCGGCGUCGGGGCGGCGGCGUUCCUCGGCUUCCUGGUCAUGCUCACGCUCCGGUGACACGUCCGCCGCGUUGACCUGUACAGGGGAUGUAAAUAUGAUUGUGCUGUAGGUUAUACGGUCGGCUGUCAACAAUGAAACGCACAGCUGAAAGUUGCCAUCAGAUAGCGGUAUCCUUUUGCCGCUACUGAUUUUGCAGAAAGCAAAGUUUAAGAAAAAGAUUUAAAGUUUUCUUG